CCUGCUGCCAGCAGUGAGCUAGAGCCCUGGGCUACCUCCGGCCGCCUCUUUUCUCCCAGGUCCCGCUGCUACAGGAAGGAGAGCGGAGCCGCCUGUUUCUUCACCACCACCACCCCCUUCCUUAUGGCCAUGGCAGCCCCCGGCUUACCUGUGGAGUGUGGCUAUAUUCGAACCGUCUUGGGCCAGCAGAUCCUAGAGCAGCUGGACAGCUCCAGUCUGGCUCUGCCUUCAGAGGCCAGACUGAAACUGGCUGGAAGCAGUAGCCACACUGACCAGUCUGCUAAAACCCUCAGAAUCCAGGAGCAGGUCCAGCAGGCACUGGCCAGGAAAGGCAAGAGUUUCAUGGCGAACGGGAGCCUGCCUCGAACCAGAAGUGUUCCAGAGUAUGUCUACAACCUGAAUUUAGUUGAAAAUCAUCUCUCUCUAGGGUGUAACCCUGUUACCAAAACAUAUGACACUUUAAAGGAAGGGACAACAGCUACUUAUGAGAAUCACUUGGAAAGAGGAAGAGCACGAUAUAAUUCACAAAAGUCAAUGGAAGAAAGGUCUCAAAGGCAACCUCUGAGAAGACUUGAGAUAUCUCCUGGGAGUAGUCCUGACAGAGUGAAUUAUGCACAUAGUGACUACCAUUAUAUCCAGAAAAACCAGGCAGGACACAAUUUGAGGCUUCUUGAGAGCAGAAGAUCCACUGUCCUCAUGCCACCAAGAUAUGCUCGUUCAGAAAUUGUUGAAUUCAACCGUCGUGGUACAAUGGGCAGGCAACAUCAUUAUGAUACUUACCAUAGGCAAUACCAGUAUGGAUCUGUUAGUGACACAGCUUUCGAUAGCUUCCCUGCCAGCCCAGCAAUACUCACAUACCCCAGACCAGGAACCAGUCGAAGUAUGGGGAACCUCUUGGAGAAAGAGAACUAUCUGACUUCAGGGCUUGCUUCAGGACAAGUCAGACCACUAAUGUCUCUACAACAAGGCUGCCAGAAUAAGCAAUCUGCUCGUUCUACUUGGAAUCAGAGUUCUUUCCGUAGCACUCAAACUCUGAGAGAUGUUCUGCCUAGUGUCAGUGCAGGAACCAGUGGGAAACAAACACAUAUGACAAUUGGCCAGGCAGCAACAGCAGGAGGUGGUAAUUUACUAGCUGAAAGAGCUGCUUUCAGUGAUUCCCAAGUUGGCCAUGAAAAUGUAGAGAUGACUCUGGAGCAUGCAGUAAGCAUACUGGAUUCAGAUAGCACACUAACAUCUAGGAUUCAAGCUGCAGCUACCUUUAUCCAGCAUGAGUGUUUCCAGAAAUCAGAAGCCCGAAAAAGGGUUAAUCAUCUUCGGGGCAUACCGAAGCUUCUACAACUCCUAAAAAUACAAAAUGAGGAUAUACAGAGGGCAGCAUGUGGAGCCCUAAGAAAUUUGGCAUUUGAAGAUAAUAACAACAAGGUGGAAAUAGCUGAACUGAAUGGGGUUCCUCGAUUGCUCCAGGUCCUGAAGCAAACCAGAGACUUGGAGACUAAAAAGCAGAUCACAGGUUUGAUGUGGAAUUUGUCCUCUAAUGAUAAGCUCAAGAAUCUGAUGAUUACAGAAGCUUUACUAACCUUGACAGAUAUUGUCAUCAUCCCCUAUUCAGGAUGGUCUGAGGGUGACUAUCCCAAAGCAAAUGGCUUGCUUGAUUUUGAUAUAUUCUACAAUGUCACAGGAUGCUUAAGAAAUAUGAGUUCUGCUGGACCUGAUGGAAGAAAAGUGAUGAGAAGAUGUGAAGGACUGAUAGAUUCUCUUGUGCAUUAUGUUAGAGGAACCAUUGCAGAUUAUCAGCCAGAUGAUAAGGCUACUGAGAACUGUGUAUGCAUUCUUCAUAACCUUUCCUACCAACUGGAGGCAGAACUCCCAGAGAGAUAUUCACAGAGUAACUACAUUCAAAACAGGAAUAUCCAGACCACCAAUAACAAAAGUAUUGGGUGCUUUGGAAGUCGAAGCAAGAAAGUGAAAGAGCAAUACCAGGACAUCCCACUACCAGAGGAAAAGAGUAAUCCUAAAGGUGUGGAAUGGCUGUGGCACUCCAUUGUGAUAAGAAUGUAUCUCUUGAUAGCCAAAAGUAUAAGAAACUACACGCAAGAAGCAUCUUUGGAGCUCUUCCAGAAUCUCACAGCAGGAAGUGGGCCGAUGCCAUCUGCUGUAGCCCAGACUGUUGUCCAAAAGGAAAAUGGCCUUCAACAUACUAGAAAGAUGCUACAUGUGAGUGAUUUAAGUGUAAAAAAGACUGCAGUCUCUUUGCUGAGAAAUUUGUCUCGGAACUUGUCUCUGCAGAAUGAAAUUGCUAGGGAAACCUUGCCUGAUUUAGUUUCCAUCAUUCCUGACACAGUGCCAAACUCUGAUCUGCUCAUUGAGACUACAGCUUCUGCCUGUUACACCUUGAACAAUUUAAUCCAAAAUGGCCAGCAAAAUGCACAAGAUCUUUUGAACACUGGAGGCUUGCUGAAGAUUAUAGCUGUCAGCACGGGGGACAGCUAUGUCUCCAACAAAGCCAGUAAAGCUGCUUCUGUGCUACUUUAUUCCCUAUGGUCUCACACGGAUCUCCACAAUGCCUACAAGAAGGCUCAAUUUAAGAAGACAAAUUUUAUCAACAAUCAGACAAUCAAAGCUUACCAUUCUCUUAAAGACUAAGCCAGAACUACAUCUCAGCUUGUCCAUGUUUUUUUUAGUUUCUGCCUCACCACUGAUCAACUGCAUAAAGCCUCCAGAAGUAACAGGCUGAUUUUUAGGCUCAUCCCAGAAGACACCCCACCCCUCCCUAAAAGCCUGUCCUAUUACUUAGCUUUUCCUCUUUUAUUUGAAUCUUGUCCUGAAUUCCUAAGAAAGAAUUGGAAAAUAUAAUGCUGGGCUUCUGCCAGAACACUUUUGUAAGUUUACUUUUUGCCACUGUUGACAACUUCUAACACCACAGACCAUUUGGAUACAGGAGUAUUUUCCCCAGGCCUUCAUCACUGGACUGGCUACAAUCUCUUGACUUGUCCUUGUCCAUCUUGAGCCCAAGGCAAACCAACUCAACUUCAUCAUCCUCUUCUCUCAAGCCCUAUUACCCUGCCAGAUGCCAGCUUUGGAUUACUACAGACAUCUGCUGACUUCACUCAUACUCAUGUGCUGCUAAAAGAAGCUGAAGAAAAUCGCCAUAGCAAGCCUCAACUAGGCCAUUACUUCACCAAGGCAAUCUUAUUAUAGCUCCUUAGUUGAUUCAUUAUCAUAUUCAUUACCAUGGCGGUUCUUCCAGACAUUUUUAUCCCUUCUCAAACCUUCCAAGACUCCCUUUCUCCUCACCCACUCAGCUGAGAACUUUGCUUCACAUUUCACUUUAAUAAAGUGAAGCCAUUUGCAGAGAGCUUUCUCCUCUUCCCUCUACUCAUUUCAUACAAUUCAAAUGACUCCUGACAUUAUCUCCUUCACUCAUAUUUCUCAUGAAAAGAUGGUCCUUCUCCAAGGUACCUUUAUGUGCACAAGUGAUUCCAUUCCAUCCCAUCUUCUCCCCUUCCUGCCAUCAUAACUAUUCUCACUCAUCUCCAAUGACUCUCUGUCUACUGGCUGCUUUCCUACAAAUAUACCUAUGCCUUUCUGAUCCUUAAAAAUUCCACACUCAGGGGGCAGCUAGGUGGUGCAGUGGAUAAAGCACUGGCCCUGGAUUCAGGAGGACCUAAGUUCAAAUCCAGCCUCAGGCACUUGACACUUAACUAGCUGUUACCUUGGGCAAGUCACUUGACCCUCAUUACCCUGCAAAGAAAAAAAAGAGAAAAGAGAAAGAAAAUUCCACACUUGAUCCUUGUAACCAUCGUCCUAGAUCUCUUCUUGCUUUUGUGAACAAUGUCCUUGAGAAAGCCAUCCAGAAUUAGUGCCUUUAUUUUUCUUUACUCCCACCCUCUUAAUUCAUUGCUUCAUUAUUCAACUUCAUUAAUCAACCAAAACUUCUCUCUCCAAAAUUACUAAUGAUCUCUUAACUGCCAGAUCUAAAGGUCUUUUCCCAAUCCUCAUCCCUCUUGACCUUUCUGCAGACUUUGAGAAACGGCACUGUCACCACCCUCUCCUUGAUACACUCUUUUCUCUAGGUUUUCAUGACAGAAUUCCUUUCUUGUUCUUCCCCUGCCUGUCUAAAUGCUCUUUCUCUGUAUCUUUUGCUGAAUCUUCGUCCACUAACCAUCUAGGUGAGCCCUUUUCUCCCUCCAAACUGUUUCACUUGGUAACCUAAUCAGCUCCUGUGGAUCUAAUUAUCAUCUCUAUGCUGAUGAUUCUCAUAUCUUCUUAUCCAGCACUGAGCUCUUUCAUCUACAACUGCCUAUCAGACAUUUCAAACUGGCCAUACCAUAAAAACUUAAAUUCAACAUGUCCAAGACUGAACUCAUCUUUUCCUUAAAACCCUCUCUUCUUCCAAAGUUUCCUAUUACUGUAAAGAACACCAUGCUCCUAGGCUCACAUUCUCAUCUCAUUCUCACCAACCAUAUUCAAUCUUUUGUCAUCUUAUUGUUUCAACCUUCAUAACAUCUCUAUAAAAUUCCCCUUUCUGUCCUCUGACACUGUCACCACCCUAAUUUAGGCCUUCAUCACCUUGCACCUGGACGACUACAACAACCUGCUAGUUUUUUGGCCUGCCUGCCUCAAGUCUCUCCCUACUCCAAUCCAUCCUCCACUAAGCUAUCAAAUUGAUUUUCCUAAAAUGCACAGAUGUGUGUGUGUCUGUCUCUCCCUCUCCCUCCCCCCCCCC
Messenger RNA from Dromiciops gliroides (monito del monte), 4726 nucleotides. RefSeq names its product plakophilin 2 (gene PKP2). Gene Ontology annotation, molecular function: molecular adaptor activity; intermediate filament binding; protein kinase C binding. The record is from RefSeq and is a predicted model, not a curated record. Gene Ontology annotation, biological process: cell-cell adhesion; desmosome organization; heart development. Lineage: Eukaryota; Metazoa; Chordata; Mammalia; Microbiotheria; Microbiotheriidae. Gene Ontology annotation, cellular component: nucleus; plasma membrane; intercalated disc.